Talaromyces stipitatus ATCC 10500 is the source of this 1425-nucleotide messenger RNA. RefSeq lists its product as uncharacterized. Gene Ontology annotation, molecular function: DNA binding. Bases 1 to 1425 code for a protein of 474 amino acids. The transcript has 4 exons. Gene Ontology annotation, cellular component: nucleus. The record is from RefSeq and is a predicted model, not a curated record. NCBI's taxonomy places the organism in Eukaryota, Fungi, Ascomycota, Eurotiomycetes, Eurotiales, Trichocomaceae.
AUGGAAACAGCUUUGGAGUUACUCGGAAGCCCUCUGAAAAUCGAAAAAUAUUUAAUUAAGCAAGAAGGAUUGAAGGAGAGUGCAAUCCGCGAUUUACAAUCUUCAAAAAUUCAAAGUGGCUGCAAAGCUGCACGCGUUUAUGGCCUACCACGAACAAGUCUCCAGGGGAGGCUCAAAGGGAGGCGGCCAUUGGCAGAAUCAAAUGCUACAAAGAGGAAAUUGACUUCUACUGAAGAGGAAACACUUAUUAAGAGGGUCCUUUCUCUAACAAAGCGAGGAUAUCCUCCCCGGCCUAUAUUUAUUGAGAACUGGGCCAAUCUUCUACUUGCAAAUCGAGGAUCGGACGGGCCAAUUGAACGCGUCGGUAUAAAUUGGAAAUCAACCUUUAUUAAUCGCCAUCCUGAAGUCAAAAGUGUCUAUUAUCGAGGUUUCCAUUACCAGCAAGCUAAAUGCGAAGAUCGAAAGGUUAUCCAGCCCUGGUUUGAACUUGUUCGCACCACUAUUGCUGAGUAUGGCAUUGACUCAAGCGAUAUCUACAAUUUUGAUGAAACAGGCUUUGCAAUGGGCCUUAUCAAAAGCGCAAAGGUUAUAAUAGGUGCAGAGACAACUAAUAAGGAAGCUUUUGUAUUACAACCUGGAAAACGUGAAUGGGUAACUGCUAUUGAAGCAGUUAAUUCAACUGGGACGCGUACUGUGGGAAGAUAUCGGCUUUUUAUAUUGGAUGGACAUGGCAGUCAUUCUACACCUGAAUUUGAUACCACCUGCAUUGAGAAUAAUAUUAUAAGCCUUUGCAUGCCCGCUCAUACAUCACAUCUAUGCCAGCCACUUGAUAUUUCUAUAUUUUCACCACUAAAGAAGUCAUACUACAAGCAUAAUGGAUUUGCAGCCACAGGACUUAUCCCGUUGAACCCUGGACGAGUGCUAGAAAAGCUGAAUAUCCAAUUGAAGACUCCAACGCCGCCUGGCAGUAGUCAUGGAACUUCGCAGUCGCAGUCCUCCUGCUUCCAAACACCUUCUAAUCCUCAUGAAUUAAAGCAGCAUUCAAUAGCGGUAAAGAAGAGACUUGAUCCAUUAUUCUCCAGUCCUUCAAAUCCGACCCUUGUCAAACUGAAUCAAGUGUAUAAAAGCUGUGAGAUAGCAUGGCACAAUGCUACUCUUUUGGCACAGGAAAAUAUGGAACUACGCACCGCAAUUCAAAAGGAGGACCAAAAGCACAAGCGGACUAAGAAAGUGAUUACAGAGGAAGCUAGCCUUAUCAGAGGAGAGGCCCAAAGCUUUAUAGAUGAAUCUAAUGCUGCAAAUCAGUUAGCAGCAAGCCUUGUCAGUGUGGAGGAUGGAUUACCACGCAGACGCGCACCGCCCACGUGCAGUGACUGCCAUAGAAUUAGUCAUACCCGAAGGCAAUGUCCUAAUCGCACUAGUUAG